AUGUGGCUUAGAUUCGAGGACUUUCAAGGGAAGGUUCAGUCUUGGUGGGAGGAAGCGAAUUUCAUAGGCUCUGCUAGUUAUGUGUUAGCUAGAAAGUUUCAGUUUCUUAAAACUGAGUUAAAGAGGUGGAAUAAAAAAGUGUUUGGGAAUCUUGAAUGGAAGAAGAGUAGAGUUCUCGCUGAUAUUGCUGAGCUUGAUCGUCUUGAUGAGGAGGGACAGAGUGGGGAAUCAUUACGCUCUAAAAGAGCCUCUUGCCAAGCGGUUUUUGCUGAGAUUGCUCUUAUGGAGGAGAUCUCGUGGCGCCAGAAGUCUCGGGCUUUGUGGUUAAAAGAUGGGGAUCGUAAUACAAAAUUCUUUCAUAGACUUGCCAAUGCUCACAGAAGAUGUAAUCACAUCGAGCGUAUCCGGGUCAAUGGUUCUGAAUUGUGGAGGGAGGACGAGGUGCGCGGGGGAAUCGCUUCUUUUUAUUGGCAGCUCUACACCGAGACUUUGGAUUGGAGACCUACUCUUGAUGGUCUUCUAUUUAAUUCUAUUUCUGUGUUGGAUAGUGAUAGGAUUGAGAUUCCAUUCAUGGAGGAGGAAGUGUUUAAGGCACUUUCAGGUUGUAACGGGGACAAAGCUCCAGGGCAGAUGGGUUUACUAUGCGGUUUCUUAAGGAGAGUUGGGAGGUGGUGCGAGCUGAGGUGA
Cornus florida is the source of this 687-nucleotide messenger RNA. RefSeq lists its product as uncharacterized. Bases 1 to 687 code for a protein of 228 amino acids. NCBI's taxonomy places the organism in Eukaryota, Viridiplantae, Streptophyta, Magnoliopsida, Cornales, Cornaceae. The transcript has a single exon. The record is from RefSeq and is a predicted model, not a curated record.